This is a messenger RNA of Lampris incognitus (smalleye Pacific opah), 4889 nucleotides long. It is a transcript of the gene adnpb, whose product is annotated as activity-dependent neuroprotector homeobox b. The coding region runs from base 523 to 3747 and encodes 1074 amino acids. The record is from RefSeq and is a predicted model, not a curated record. NCBI's taxonomy places the organism in Eukaryota, Metazoa, Chordata, Actinopteri, Lampriformes, Lampridae. Gene Ontology annotation, cellular component: nucleus. Gene Ontology annotation, biological process: regulation of gene expression. Gene Ontology annotation, molecular function: DNA binding. The transcript is spliced from 4 exons.
UCUAGGCUCGGGCUGUAUUGUCUGUCAGAGAAGAGAAUGGGGACGCGUUAUCAGUAGCCGAACAAUCAAAGGCCGAGUUGAGUCGAUUUAAAAAAAAAAACAAAACAAAAACAAUUUUUUUGGAAGAAGAGGGAACGCCGCCGGCAGCAGCAGCAGCCGCCGCCCCCCCCGCCGUUAACUUCGAAACCGGGGGGGUCCACGUUCAUCCCCGCUCGGAACGGGAGUUUAAAAUGACCUAAUGAGGUUCGGCGGGUCCGUUUAUCCGUCGGCUGAGCGGAGGGAGGAGGACACCCCGUGUCGGCGGCAAGCGCGAGGCGGUUUGGGAGGCUAGACGGCGAGGCGGUUCGGUUCGGUCACCCACCCACCACCACCCCUCACCCGCCCGCCCGCCCGGCAGCCCCGGGGAGAGCCGGAAAGAAAAGUGGAAGAGUGUCCCAUACAGCCGCGCCACAGUUCGCCGAGGCGACGUCGCUGAUUCACCCGGACCCGGUCGAGCGGAGGAUCCGAGAGCAGGUGUGCAGAAUGUUUCAGCUCCCUGUCAAUAACCUGGGCAGCCUGCGGAAAGCCCGGAAGAAUGUCAAGAAGGUCCUGGGAGACAUUGGCCUGGAGUUCUGUAAAGACCACAUCCAGGAUUAUAAAGACUUUACUCCACCUGAGGUGUACAUCAAGCAUACCACCUGGGAUGAUGUGUGCAUGUGGGAGCCAUCACACACCAAAGUCCAGGACUACAGAUCAAAGCCUUUCUGCUGUUCGGGCUGCCCCUUCUCAUCAAAAUACUUCUCUGCCUACAAGAGCCAUUUCCGCAAUGUCCACAGUGAGGACUUUGAGAGCAGAAUUCUUCUCAACUGCCCCUACUGCACCUACAAUGGCAAUAAGAAAACUCUGGAGACCCACAUCAAACUUUUCCACAUGCCCAACAACACAGUGCGGCAGGGCCCGGGUGGAAUGGUGGCGGCACCAGCGGGAAUGAUGAUGACGAAGGACGGAGUGAUGAAGAGAAGUGGGGAUGGUGUGGAACAGGCAGUGUACUACUGCAAGAAGUGCACCUACAGGGACCCUUUGUACAAUGUGGUGCGAAAGCACAUUUACCGGGAACACUUCCAACAUGUGGCACAGCCCUACCUGGUCAAACCAGGGGAGAAGACCUCCGCACAAAAUGGUGGAACAGGAAACAAGGAGAGUAAUAACACAAGUACUACCGCAAACAAUGUCAACAACGCAAGCAGUAACCAGAUUCACUGCAAGAAGUGUCUCUUUGUGCCAAGGACGUAUGAGGCACUUGUCCAACAUGUUAUUGAGGACCACGAGAGGAUUGGCUACCAGGUGACCGCCAUGAUCGGACACACCAAUGUGGUGGUCCCCCGACCCAAACCCAAUGUCGUCAUGGUGUCUCCUAAAUCCCAAGGGGAAAAGACAAUCAUUGGGAUGGGCCCCAAAGGGGCAGUGAUGGCCUCCACAAGACCCGCUGCAUCACAGCAAUUGGGGAGAAUCAUCCUCCCAUCAAAGACAGGCCUCAACUCCCAAGGUUUGCUGUCCGGGCUGAAGCAGAGUACAAUGGGUCUAAAGGCUGGUACUACUCAAUCCUUCUCCAUUGGUGGACAGCAGGUGAGGAUCACACUACCGGGGAAUGCCCAGGUCUCAGUGCCUCAGCAGUCACAGGCAGCCAAGCAGCUAAUUUCUGGAGGUGGCUUGCGGAAUCCCAUUGUGUUGAACGCCUCCUCCUCCCUCAAAUCCAGCCCACUAGGUUCCCGUGUCCAAGCAGCCGCUACUACGGUAGCCUCUGUCACAGCCAAGAAAAGCGGCUCCUCACUCCUUGGCACAUCGUUCACCCAGAAGUGGAAAAUUUGCACCAUCUGCAAUGAGCUCUUCCCAGAGAACGUGUACAGUUCUCACUUUGAGAAGGAACACAAAGCAGAGAAGGUGCCCGCUGUGGCCAUCUACAUCAUGAAGAUCCACAACUUCACAAGCAAGUGUCUGUACUGCAACCGCUACUUGCCUAGUGACACAUUGCUCAACCACAUGCUGAUCCACGGCCUGUCCUGCCCACACUGCCGUGCCACAUUUAAUGAUGUGGAGAAGAUGGUGGCCCACAUGCGGCUCUCACACCCCGAUGAAACCGUCGGCCCUCGCACAGACUCACCCUUGACCUUUGACCUCACCUUGCAACAGGGAAACCCUAAGAAUGUUCAGUUGAUUGUUACUACCUACAGCAUGAGGGAUAAUCCGGAAGAGUCAGUGGCGUUUCAUGCCCAGAACAACGCCGCCUCUUCAUUGACAUCGCCAUCCUCCACCUCACUGACACCAAGCAAGAGAACGGUGCCUCAGCAGUCAUCUAAAAUGCCCUUGGAGGCUACUGAUGGCUCCUCACUUAAGAAUAUCCCACAGACAGCUGUGCCAUACAAACGGGAUGUAGGCAAGACACUGUGUCCUCUGUGCUUCUCCAUUCUCAAGGGUCCUAUCUCAGAUGCACUGGCCCACCACCUAAGAGAGAGGCACCAGGUGAUUCAAACUGUCCACCCUGUUGAAAAGAAACUGACCUACAAGUGCAUUCACUGUUUGGGGGUCUACACUAGUAACAUGACCGCCUCCACCAUCACACUGCACUUGGUACACUGCCGGGGUGUAGGAAAAACUCAGAAUGGACAGGACAACCGGCCUGCCCUCUCUUCACGUGUCAGCCAGGCCCAGAGCAGUGCCCUCAAACGGGCCGGCUUUGAGGGCUCAGACGGUAAUGAACCAAAACGGAGACGGAUGGGUCCUCCUGGAGAAAGAGCCCACCCAACAGGCAGCAAUGGACCCUCGACAUUUGUAGAAAACCCAGAUGACCCUGUAGUCCUGGCUCUUGACCCCAAAGGCCAUGAAAACGAGUCCUAUGAGUCUCGAAAAGCAUUUUUGACACGAUAUUUCAACCGAGCACCCUAUCCAACGCGGCGGGAGGUAGAAAAGCUGGCGGCCAGUCUGUGGCUGUGGAAGUCUGAUAUUGCCAGCCACUUUGUCACCAGGAGGAGGAAGUGCAUCCAGGCCUGUGAGACCAAGAACGUCAGUGUGUUGCUUGGGUUUAACAUGCAUGAGGUCAGCCAGCUCACUCAUCAGCUGGAGUUUGACCAGGACUGUGUGUUUGAGAGCAGAGAAAGGCAACCACGGACAUCCAGGACCCGCAUGGGCAUAUCGGAGCAGGCUGGCGACAGACGCAGGGUGCUGAUUGUGACUAAUUACGGCAUGCCACCAUCAGAAAAGGUAAAGCCGGCCAGGACUGGGGCAGGCGUUAAAGCCUCACCAGCUGUCACCAAACACAAUGGUGCCAACAGAGACCAAACCAAGACAAUCAACAGCAUUUUAGAGCAGAAAAGGCCUCUGGAUCUUUCUGAACCCAUUGCCAUUGACUCUGACAGCGAUGAGGAAGAACAGGAGAAGGAUGAGGCAGCAGGAGGGGGGAAGGGGCAUCUCCAUGGUAACAACAGGCUCUCUAGAGCUAAGCGGGGAGUGGAGACAGGGUUGGAGGGCCACGUUAUUUCUGAUGGAGAUGAUGUAUCAGAUGAUGAUGAGGAUGACGAUGAGGAUGAUGAUGACGACGACGAUGAUGAGGAGGACCGCGCACAUCUAGAGAAUGGCUUUCGUCCCCCUGAGGGUCCAGAAAGACAGCUGUCUAAAGGGAGAGAUAGUCUACCCAUUAUUAUUCCGAAAUUUGUACCAUCGUCGGCACGAAGCGAGAGGGCCAGGGCCCAACUUGGCAAACAGCAGGUCUGACCAAUGAACUGAUAUUGGAAAAAAAUAAAUAAAGACUUGCACAGGGACUUAAGAUUUAAUCCAUGCCAACAACUCUGCCUCACACAAACUGAAGGAGCUCAGCUGUACAGUACCCAGUUGCAUUAAGAUGGGCGUCUGUGUUGUGGAGCGCGACAGAGCGAGAGAGAUGUUCCCUGUCAUUUAAAACAAGCCAUCCAGAGACAUUAAAAGGCCAGUUUAAGCUACUUGGCAGGACACAACAAGCAGGUAGUAAAGAUGUAAAGAUUGUGAACAAAGUUUUAAUUUUUCUUCUUUUAACAGAAGGAAGAUAACAGAGAUGAUACCCAGUGCUAGAAAAGAUGGGGUUUUUUUUGUUUUUGUUUUUUUUGCCUUCUAUACUCUUAACUACUUUGGGAGAAGUACUAAUUCAUUUCGAUUUAGCCACUUGUGGCUUAAAAGGUUGAGUUGUUGUGAGCUACUAGGUUUUAAGUUGACCAGUUAAUAUCGAGAUCCAUCAUUUUCAAUGUAGUUAUACUGAGACAAAUUUGUACAGUCUUUUAGACAUACAUGUACCCUUAAAAUAUUUGCUAUUUACUGUGUACAAGCUAGCCUUAUAUGUUCUACAUUGGUUCACUAGAUGAUAGAUGUUGCUUUGGUGGCUGGUAUUUUCUUGUAUGUUUAAGUUUAUUUUUUAUCAAAAAACAUAGUUUUUUGGCAAAAUAAUAUAUCUAUAUAUAUAUAAAUGCAAUUAAAGAACGGAAUUGAUCGCUUUUGUUUUUUUGCCGUUAACUUGACUAUAAUUAUCUUUAAAUUUCCUUUUAAACGAAUUUGGUUCUAUUGCAAGAACAAUGGCUCCCCAUAUUCUUAUUCUCUCACUGUUUGUUAGUAUAAAAAGGGCAUUUCAGCAUUUUUGCAGGUCUUCACUUAGUAACCUAGACUACUUUCUGUUUUUUCCCCCCACAUUUUUGACCUCCUUAUUUUUGCCCCACAGGAGCAGACAGUAAACACGUUACUAAUGCCGUUGCAGCUGAAAGCGUUUUUCUCCAAUAAGACCGUUCGGUGUGUUUAAUUUGUGAUCCUUGGCUUGUGUAUGUUCUGUUAGGUUUUAUUUUUCACUUACGCAUUUAUGAACAAUAAAGUGCUGUAUUGUGCUUCUCACAGUG